Anas platyrhynchos (mallard) is the source of this 3826-nucleotide messenger RNA. RefSeq names its product cysteine and serine rich nuclear protein 2 (gene CSRNP2). The record is from RefSeq and is a predicted model, not a curated record. Gene Ontology annotation, biological process: regulation of transcription by RNA polymerase II. Gene Ontology annotation, cellular component: nucleus. NCBI's taxonomy places the organism in Eukaryota, Metazoa, Chordata, Aves, Anseriformes, Anatidae. Gene Ontology annotation, molecular function: sequence-specific DNA binding; DNA-binding transcription factor activity, RNA polymerase II-specific.
UAAUUUUGGGGCUCAUCCACGUCCGUCUGCAAGCACCGCGCUGCUCCCAGAGCUGCUCCUUCCCCCUCCCCAGCACCACGAUUACCCAAUUCCCCUAAAAAAAAAAGCUGAUUUUAAGCCUGGGCUCAGCCAAGCUGGGGCAAAUCGUGCUCAGACAGUGCUGCCUUUUUGGGGCAGAAAACGAGAUCCUCUGCAGUGCUGGGGGCUCCUUGGGGCGCAUCCACUCCGGCUGCACCUUCCUGGUGGAUGGAUGGACGGACGGACAGACGGAUGGAUGGACGGAUGGAUGCAGUCUCCCGGAGCCGUUUGUUCCGUUGCCAUGAGAACCGGCGCUGCCGCACCGAGGGACGGGGAUGGAGCCACCCGCAUCCACAGCAGCCUCGGCUCUGCCUUUCCCCAGCCGGGGGGCUCCCCAAAACCCCCCCUUGCCCAGCCCCUCCAGGCUUCCCAGUGAGAUCCAGCAGCUCCCCGUCCCUCGGAUGCGUCCGGGUGCUCCCAGGCAGGGCUCUCCCUCUGGUGGGGGCUACAAAUGGGGCUGAGCCCGGCUCUCGGCCGGUCUGCGGCUAGGGGGAAGCGCUGCGGUUGUUUAAAUGGGAAUAAAACGUGUUAAAUGGGAACGAAAUGUGGGCAGGAGGAGCUCACCUCUGCUCCUGGGCCCUCCCCAGCUCUGGGCUGGGUUCCUCCACCCCGCGGGUCCCUGCGCCCUCCUUGCCAGGCUCCAUCCCGAGGGCUCUGCCUGAAAAUUGGCCGUUUUUUAGCAGCUCUCGGGGCCUCUGAGCCGGGUCCUGGGGGUCUCGCAGCUCUCCUGCCUGUUUGGGGGAAGCUUCGGGGCACCCCAGGUGUCGCUUUGCUUAUCCACGAGCGCUGCCAAAGCACCGCAGCUCCAUACCCCUGAGAGCAGGGCGGUGGGGCUGGGGACCGUCACCCUCCCCGGGCUCGGGGUGCUCUGGUGAGGAGGAAGGGAUCGGGAUGGGGCUCGGUCCCUGGGUGCUGACUUUCUUUCCCCGUGCCCACAGGUCCGUGGCGAGCCCGCCGGCAGCUGGGGCUGGCGCCGGGGAGCCGGUGGCAGGUCCCCCCCCCGCCCGCUGCGCACCCCCUCUCCAUGCGAGCCGCGGCCAAAUGGAUGCGAUCGCGAGCGGCGGCCUCAAGAGGAAGUUCGAGGACGCGGACGUGGGCUCCCCGGCCUCCAACUCGGACGAUGAAAUCUCCAACAGCGACAGCGCCGACAGCUGCGACAGCGUCAACCCCUCCAGCUCCACCGGCUUCAUCCCCACCUCCAUCCUGAAGAGGCAGAAGCAGCUGCGCAGGAAGAAUGUGCGCUUCGACCAGGUGACGGUGUACUACUUCGCCCGGCGCCAGGGCUUCACCAGCGUGCCCAGCCAGGGCGGCAGCUCCCUGGGCAUGGCGCAGCGCCACAACUCGGUGCGCCGCUACACGCUCUGCGAGUUCGCCCAGGAGCAGGAGGUGAACCACCGGGAGAUCCUGCGGGAGCACCUCAAGGAGGAGAAGCUCCACGCCAAGAAAAUGAAGCUCACCAAGAACGGCACGGUGGAGUCCGAGGAGGCGGAGGGGCUGACGCUGGAGGACGUCUCGGACGACGACAUCGACGUGGAGAACGUGGAGGUGGACGACUACUUCUUCCUGCAGCCCCUGCCCACCAAGCGGCGCCGGGCGCUGCUCCGCGCCUCCGGCGUGCACCGCAUCGACGCCGAGGAGAAGCAGGAGCUGCGAGCCAUCCGCCUCUCGCGGGAGGAGUGCGGCUGCGACUGCCGCCUCUACUGCGACCCCGAGGCCUGCGCCUGCAGCCAGGCGGGCAUCAAAUGCCAGGUGGACCGCAUGUCCUUCCCCUGCGGCUGCUCGCGGGACGGCUGCGGGAACAUGGCCGGCCGCAUCGAGUUCAACCCCAUCCGCGUGCGGACUCACUACCUCCACACCAUCAUGAAGCUGGAGCUGGAGAACAAGCGCCAGGGAGCCCGGCCCGCCGAGGAGGAGGCGGUGGCGGCAGCGGUGGCGGCAGCGCAGGGCUCCGGCAGCGCCUGGCCGGGGACGCAGCCCCCGGAGACGCAGGACUUCCAGGAGUUCAUGGCGGAGAACGAGACGGCCGUCAUGCACCUGCAGACGGCGGAGGAGCUGGAGAGGCUGAAGGCCGAGGAAGACUCGAGCAGCAGCUCCGGCGUGGAGAGCUUGGGCGUCUGCAUCCUGGAGGAGCCCCUGGCCGUGCCGGAGGGUUUGUGCCCCGGCCUCGCCGCCCCCAUCCUCAUCCAAGCGCAGCUGCCGCCGGGUUCCUCCGUCCUCUGCUUUGCCGACGGCGCCGAGCAGGCGGCUGCGGCGGGCAACCAGCCCUACCUGAACGGUGGCCCCGUGGUCUACUACCAGGUGGAGCAGCGCUCCGUGCUGGGCACCAAGGGCGAGAGCGGCCCCGAGGAGCUGGAGGUGCCCCCGACGUACCCGAGCGAGAAGGACCUGGGCGUCAUCUCCGUCCCCGUGGCGUCGCUGGUGACUUGCGGCCGCGCCGCCGCUGCUCCGAGCAAGGGAGAAGCGGCAAAAGCCCCGGCUCCGGAGGCUGCAGCCCCGGGCGAGGGCUGCCGUGGGGCCCCCGCCGCCCCCUUUGGCACAAACUCUCCGUCCCCUGCACCCGAGCAAGCCCCGGAGCACGCACGGGAGCCGCCCGCCGCCGAGGAGCGCGCGCUGGGAGCCGCCCUGCCCGUCUGAGCAGCGGCGGGCGCCCCUUCCUCUAUUUAUUGACGGUUUUUGACGGACCAGCAGUGGCCACGUGAGGUUAUUUAAUUGGGGGGGGUGGGAGGGGCGCGGGGCUGCUUUGUACAGGGGGUUUUAGACGGACCCAGGCGGGUGCUGUGCGGAGGUGGCUCCUCGCGCUUGGCGCUGGGCGCGCUCCCCGGGACCACGGCGCGGAGCAGCGGACUCGAGGCCCCCGCGCUUGGCUGCUUCCAGGUGGCAGCGGCCCCGCUGCUCCCCCCCCCCAUCCCCAGCCCAGCAGGGACGGUUUUGGGGGACGGUUUUGGGGCCCGGCCACCGCCCGCGGCUGCUCGGUUGCCGUCCGCAUGCGCACGCAGCCUCCUGCUCCCCCCCCCCCGUCCUCUGCAGCUCCCCGCUGCAGCGCCCGCCUGGGCACCUUUCUCCCCUUUUAACCAGAAGACGCCGUUUUUAGUUUUUUUUUUUUUUUUAAUGUGUUGAAUGUUUACGGGGGCUGGGCCGCAGCCAAGCAGCUCUCCGGGGGCCGCGCUGCCCCCCUCGCACCCCAGCAGGGACGGGGCGGUGAAGACCCCGCACCGCUGGGAGGGGGCCCGAACCCCCCCUUCAGCUGCACAGCACGGGGCGAGGACGGCCCCCGGCCCCCCCCAGAAGGUUUUUUUUUUUGGUUCCUCACCUCGUUGCUUUUAUCGACGCCGCGGGGGCAGCGUGGCAGGAGGAGAGCCCGGUCCGGCCACCAGCUCCGUCCGUCCUGCAGGAGGGGCAGAGGCGAGCGCGUCCCCUCCAUCCCCUCGGCGGGUGGUGAAAGCACUUUGCAGCCCCCCCCUCGGGGCUUCGUUCCUUCGAGCUCCUCGCCCCAAACCCCGUGGGGCGUUUGGCAGGUGGGGGGGGGCAGGACCCAGCGUUUUCCAGCUGUCCCCCGGGGCUGCUCCCCAGCCGGGGGGGGGGGCACGAUGCCAUCCCAGCUCGGGAUGGGCCCCCCCAGGAGCUCGGCGCUGCUCCAGCCCCAGCCACCCUUCGAGCACCCCCUGCCCGAGGGGCGCCAUCCCCUGACCCCCCCGUUGGGCACAGACGGACUCCAGCUGAGCAAACCUCGCAGCGAGGGGGAGAAGAG